Molecule: messenger RNA, 6481 nt
Organism: Cheilinus undulatus (humphead wrasse)
Lineage: Eukaryota; Metazoa; Chordata; Actinopteri; Labriformes; Labridae
Product: integrin alpha-2-like
Exons: 30
Coding region: 50-3601 (1183 amino acids)
Biological process (GO): cell adhesion mediated by integrin; integrin-mediated signaling pathway; cell-cell adhesion
Cellular component (GO): integrin complex; external side of plasma membrane
Molecular function (GO): integrin binding
Source: RefSeq, a predicted model, not a curated record
GUGCGGCAGCGUCAUGUAGUUACCUCUCUCAAAUGGAAUAAAGACAACGAUGGAGAUCGUCUGGGGGAAUAUCUUCUUUAUUUUAAUACUCACAACUGACAGAAUCCUGCACUCCCAGUCCUUCAAUGUCGGCACUUCAGGUGCAAAGAUUUUCAGCGGACUAGCUUCGGAGGAGUUUGGCUACACAAUUCAACAAGCAACAAACCAUGAAGGCAAAUGGCUCCUGGUCAGCGCUCCGUGGAGUGGUUUCGGUGGAAACAGGAACGGGGAUGUUUACAGAUGUCCGGUCUUAGGGUCCAAAAACAGCUGUGACAAACUCAACCUUCAAGAUUCCAUCAGCCUUCCAAAUGUCAAAAAUAUCAAUGACAACAUGUGUCUGGGUUUGACCCUCACCAGGAUGCCUUCAGCCAGUGGCUUGAUGAUGUGUGCGCCUAUUUGGGGACAGCAGUGUGGCAAUCAGGACUUCUACCCAGGGAUAUGUGCAAAACUGAGCCCUCUGUUUCAGCCUCAACCUGCCUUCUCUCCUGCUCUCCAGAAAUGUGGAGGUCCGAUGGAUAUUGUGAUUGUUUUGGAUGGCUCCAACAGCAUCUACCCGUGGGAUCCAAUGACUCUAUUCCUCGAGAAACUGAUACCUGCACUGGACAUCGGGCCCGAAAACACACAGGUCAGCGUUAUUCAGUACGGUGUCAAUGCCAGGUUUGAAUUCCCACUGAAACAGUACAAAACCAAAGAAGAGGCGAUCGCUGCAGCAUCAAGAAUUACACAAAUGUAUGGUUCAUCUACAAAUACCUUCCAUGCCAUUCGAUAUGCCAGUCAAUGGGGAUUCCAUCAUAGCAAUGGUGGUCGGCCCAAUGCUGCAAAGGUACUAGUGGUCGUCACUGAUGGGGAAUCACAUGACAGUGCCUUCAGAGAUGAUGUUAUCGCCGAGUGUGAGAAACAAAGCAUCACACGCUUUGGUAUUGCUGUCCUGGGUUAUUACAUCAGAAACCAAAUCGACACAGAAAACCUGAUCAAAGAAAUUCAGUCGAUUGCCAGUAAACCCACAGAAAAGUACUUUUUUAAUGUGUCAGAGGAGGCAGCCCUGUCCACUAUCGCUGGGACACUGGGGAACCGCAUCUUCAACUUAGAAGGCACUGGGAAAGAGGGUGACAACUUUAAAAUGGAGAUGUCACAGGUGGGAUUCAGCGCUCACUACUCCAGCAGACAGGAUGUGAUGAUGCUGGGAGCAGUGGGAGCCUAUGACUGGAGUGGGACUGUCGUUCACCAAAAAGGAUCAAAAGUAGACAUUCUACCUUCCUCAGCCUUUAAGGAAACGCUUCAAGACCGCAGUGACAGCUCACUACUGGGUUAUUCGGUCACCACAUUGAGUGAUAGGUCUGCAGAGUACUUUGUGGCCGGUGCACCUCGCUCCAACCACUCAGGACAAGUUAUUGUCUACACUGUCAACACACAGAAACAAUCGACUAUCAUAGAUUCAGAGCGUGGGAAACAGAUUGGCUCAUACUUUGGAAGCGUCCUGUGCUCCCUGGAUGUUGACAACGACGGGGUGACAGAUGUGCUGCUGGUGGGUGCACCCAUGUUCAUGAGUGAUCUAAAGAAAGAAGAGGGCAGGGUCUACCUCUUCUCUGUCACUAAGGGAAUCUUGAAUGAGCAGGGAUUCCUCAAUGGUCCACCACAAACUGAAAAUGCCCGGUUUGGCAUGGCUAUCUCUGCCGUUCCUGACCUUGACCUUGAUGGCUACAGUGAUGUUGUAGUUGGUGCCCCACUGGAAGACAAAGGAAAGGGCGUCAUAUACAUCUACAAUGGGGAUAAGAAGACAGUAAAAAAGCAGUUCUCACAGAGAAUUGCUGGCUCCAAACUGGAUCCUCAGUUGCUGUAUUUUGGGAGGUCCUUAGACAGCUACAAAGAUCUGAAUGAUGAUUCAAUCCCUGACAUCUCUGUGGGUGCAUAUGGCAAAGUUGUACAGCUUUGGUCCAGAGGCGUUGCAUCUGUCAAAGCAAAAGCUUCUUUCAAGCCAGAUAAAAUCAACAUUUUCAACAAACCUUGUGUCAUUAAUGGACGCAGCCUACCAUGUUUCAACACCAACCUGUGUUUUACUGCUGCAUUCAGGCCCAAGAACCCUGUUGGACCCAUUGAUGUUUCCUACAAUUUGACCCUGGAUGCUGACUUGCAGUCAUCACGAGUGACAUCAAGAGGAUUGUUCACAAAAAACAAUGAACGCUACCUCACAGAAAAGGCAAAGAUAUCAUCUACACCUCUAUGUCUACGCUACGAAGUUUAUGUUCAGGACACACCGGAUUUUGUCAACUCCCUCAGUCUGAAGGUAGAAAUUGAGCAGCAGAGCGCAGAUGUCAACCCUGUCCUCGAUAUGUUUUCCCCGAGUGCCUGGGAGUUUUUUAUGCCCUUUACAAAAGAUUGUGGAUCUGAUGAAGUGUGUGUAAGUGAUCUGGUGCUCAGUGUGAAGACAGACACAAAGGCCACCAGCUCAGCUCCUGUCCUGGUCAGUGCUAACAACCGAGAACUGUCAUUUGAAGUUGUUGUGAGGAAUAAAAAGGAGAACGCAUAUAACACCCAGGUCUUGGCCACAUUCUCCAACAACCUAUACUACUCCUCCGUCUUUCCCCCAACAGAUGGAGUCAAAUGCACAUCAACACAAUUACAGACAGUUACCUGCCAAGUGGGAUACCCAGCAUUAAAAAAAGACCAGGAGAUGAAAUUUCUGCUGAAUUUUGAAUACAGCUUUGAUCAGCUGAAAGAGCAAGCUGAGGUGAAAUUUGAGGCCAAAAGUGACAGUAAAGAGGAAAAACCUGCAGACAACAAAGCAGAUAUUUCCAUUCCUGUUCGAUAUGAUGCUGGGGUUGUUUUGUCCAGGCAGUCAAACAUCAAUUUCUAUGUAGCAGAUUCGUCUAUUCCUGUAGUGACGACAGUGAAAACUUUAGAUGACAUCGGCCCGGAGUUUAACUUCACAGUGAAGGUUUCUACAGGAACCUUUCCAGUAAAGCUCCUGUAUCUGACCAUCACUCUGCCAAUGACCACUACAGAUGGAAAUCCUCUCCUCUACAUUACCAACAUAAACGCAGGCUCUUCUAUCAGCUGUGACUCCAGCAGCCUGAUUGAUCCCCUGCAGAUCGGUGUGAAGACUCACAAAGCGUCCUUCUCUGGGGAGAGCCUCAGAGGCAUCGAGAAACUGGACUGCAAAACAGCAAAAUGUGAGACUAUAAAAUGCAUCCUCAAAGACACAGAGCUGAAGACAGACUACUUUGUUAAAAUUAAAACGAGGAUCUGGAGUGGAACAUUUAUUUCGGCAACAUAUCAGUCUGUUGAGCUGACGUCGAGUGUUGAUGUUGAGACCUCUAACCCUGAUCUGCUCAUUAUCGGCCUUAAACAGCAACAAGUGGUGCUGACAGUGAGUAAACCUGGAGAGAAGGGAGAUGUACCUGUAGGAGUGAUAGUUGGGAGUGUCAUUGCUGGACUGCUGCUGCUGACUCUGGCUGUAGGACUGCUGUGGAAGUUUGGAUUUUUCAAGAGAAAGUACCAGCAGCUGCAGAAAGAGGCUGAUGAUGACACACAGAGUCACGCACAUGUGGAUGAAGUGCUGUAAACAGAAUGAGGAGAAAACCUGCAGCCUUCACUCCUUGCUGGACUGUUCCCAGUGUGAAUACUGGUACGGAUCAUUGGUUCUUCUGAAGUGAAAUGGACUACAGCUCAAUCACUGGAUACUGGGCACUUGAAUGAGAUGGAAGCUUCAUAGUUUGUGGAUAGCUGAGGUUAAAUCUUCCGACAUUUAAGAGGGAAUAUUGUUUUUAAUUUUGAUUUAUGUGGACUGUGUGAUGGUUUUAUGCACUGACUUUGAAUGAAUGCAAAAAAGGUUAUUUUUCAACAUGAAAUAACCAAACUCAGCUAUUUUUAGGCUUUAUGUGAAAUUCGCUGAAAUGACGUAAUUCUGACACUAACACUGUAUUAUUAUCUAGGUUGAGUUAUGUGUUCACGUCUGUUUUGCCAAAGUUUGGGCAGCACUGUUGGUAAAUACAGGUUUAAAUUUAAAACAUUGUAACUUUCAUGUUGCAGCCAAACAAUCUUCAGAAUAGACUUCAUUUGGAUCUACUGUGACUGUCUGCACUCAGGGCUUUUCUGGCAUUGGCUAUGAAGCUAUAGAGCUGGAUUGGAUUUAAAUUGUGAUAGGCUUGUACUGUACAUACUGUAAGAUAAAAUUUUUAUCUCUCGCAUAAGUUUUGUAUGUGAAAAAAAUGGAAAUGUAUGAAUUCAUUGAUUAUUAUUUUGUGUGGGUAAUGUUGUUGUGAUGUUUUUGUUUUUUUUACCACAAAUGGCACUCCUUUUCAGGUGUUGGAAUCUAGUUAAGGCUGCAUCUUGUCACUAACCAAACCAUGUCGACCGUAGACAUCUCAGUACAUGACCUUUUUUAAACGAAAACAACUCACUGCUGUUCUUUUUUUUCUUUUCAUGAAGAAAUGUAGUCAGGUUCUGAUAAACCUGGCGCUUUAGCAGCACCCAUGCCAAGCUCCUCCGCCAUAAUUCAAGAGUGUAUGGCUGCAGCCCGGAGACCUCUUGGAUACAGACCUCUGCCAUACAGACUUCCAGGAGGAGACAGCGAUGUCCCGUGCCCGGAGGCAAGAGGUCUGGACGGGUGAGGUCUGUGUCCAAGAGGUCUCUGGGCUGCAGCCAUACCCCUCUCCCAUAAUUGAACCAGCCUCUUGUUACUGCUUGCUCAAGUCACGACUCUGCCAUGCCUGAAGUUACUGCCCCUCAUCGCUGAUUGGUCCUGUCACUUUCUAACGGGGCCCAAACGGUUCAGAUGGGAGCUUUGCAAGAUGGAUUCACCAGUGAGAAACAAGGAAACAGCCAUGUCCAUCUGGAAUGCAGGGUUGAUUAACCUGACCAUUACAAGAGUCACCAUUAAGACCUUUGUAGGAGCCCAGGCAAGAUGAACUUAGACCAGCGGGAACAGGGGAAAGAUAUCACUGAUAAGAACGGUUGUUUCAUUCAGAAUAGAGUCCAAAACCUGCACAUAUUCACAUCAGUGACAUACAGGACAAAGAAAAGAAAUUGUCAACAAGCAAAUGUUUUGCUUUUAAAGCAGUGGUUCUGAACUGGUGGGUUGGGACCCAAAAGAGGAUUAUAAAGCUGUUUUCAAUGGGUCACAAAUAUUUGGCAAGGAAAAACCUGGGGCACAAAGUCCAUGAUGUACAGAAACCCUAAGCCAUUGGUUGUUAACUCCUCAGGACCUACCACAGCUUCUUUAAUGGCAAAAAAAUUUACAAUUGCUUGUAUUCGUUUCAUAAAAAAUGUGUCAAAUGAUGUUUUGACCUUUAAUGGAACAAAAGAUAUGACUGAAAAAGAGAAAGAAUGAAAAAAAAAACAUAUCUUAACUCCAUUUUCCAGUGAUAAUGUGUACAUAUUAGGCAAUUUUCCAGACAUGUCAGGAAUUACCUUGUUGUAAUCGAAAAUGCUGUACAGCAAUACCUGCAUAUAAAAAAGGACACUGUCAGAGUUAGUACUGACACUUUUACAGUGUCUAUAUCAGUCCACACCACAGACUGUUGAGUGGACUCCUUUUUGGACAUUCAGUACCUUAACAUUAAUGAAAAUUUGACUCUUAAUGAUAACCAGUGUUACUUUAGCUGAACAUUUCUUUUUAGAGGUGGGCAUUUACUCUGUCAGUGUAUAAUUUCAGCUGUUAAAGUGUUAAUCUCAUGUGAAUACUGUAAGGUGUAAAUUUGUAAUUAAAUACAAAAAAAUGGGAAUAUUGAUAAAAGAAAGAUUUCCGUUCACAUUGGGUGUACAUUUGAAAUUAUUACAACUUUUGAUCAUUGACAAGUUAAAAUAUACUUUUCGUAACUACUAAUAAUUCCCAUUUAUAUAUUGGAAACCCGUGGCUGAGUCAGGUGUGUUCUGGUAAAGAUGGAGCAAAGAGACAAUCGCAGCGUUGGGAAACAUCCUUUGAUAAGAAUCGGCUCAUUAUCAGCUCAGAAUUUAAAUCAUCUGAAAUUUUUAACACUGAGAUUUCAACUCUCCAGGUUGUGCUGUGUGCUUUGUUAUCCCAACUAAAGUAGAUAAAUAAGCUGAAAUGCUAAUGAGACAAUAUAAUGGAUAGAAAGAGUAAAAUAGCACGUAUCUCCAGUAUGGGCUUUAGUACUUCAAAGACUUUUGGCCACCAUUUUUUCCAGACACACUGAAAACAGCUCUGUGACCCACUUUUGGGUCCUGACCCACCAGCUGAGAGCCACACGGAUGCACAUCCAUGCACAUCCAUAUGGUAUUUUACUUAGUUUCCCUAUAACAGUGAGAAGUUUUGGAUGAUAUGUCAGUGUUUGAUUUACUUAACGUCUUGUCUUGAGAUAACAAAGUUGGUUUUCCAAAGACAACAAGGUAAUUCCUCAAGAAAUUACCAAAACUUCCUGUUCUCAAGAGAAUAUGGAGAAAAAUAAACUGUUUCCAUGCAUGUCCUACUAAGACUUCUGUA